Pieris brassicae (large cabbage white) is the source of this 5853-nucleotide messenger RNA. It is a transcript of the gene Usp32, whose product is annotated as ubiquitin carboxyl-terminal hydrolase 32. The record is from RefSeq and is a predicted model, not a curated record. Lineage: Eukaryota; Metazoa; Arthropoda; Insecta; Lepidoptera; Pieridae. Gene Ontology annotation, biological process: protein deubiquitination. The transcript is spliced from 28 exons. Gene Ontology annotation, molecular function: calcium ion binding; cysteine-type deubiquitinase activity. Bases 118 to 5079 code for a protein of 1653 amino acids. Gene Ontology annotation, cellular component: Golgi apparatus.
AUGGAAAAAUAUUUAAUUCCAAUAUGGCUACAUGGUACGACGUGAGCUGUCAGCUGAAGUUUUGUUUCUUUGUAUUUGUACUUUUCUAAUGAUGUGAUUUUUAAUGUUUUCGUGAAUAUGGGUGUAAAAGACUCAAAACCUAGUUUUAUAUCCUACGAAGAUGCAACAAAACGAGUGUCUGAUAGUGAGUUAAGGCGUAUACGUGAGGCGUUUAAAAGAUGUGCUGGUGCAAACGGUACAGCUUUAAGUUUGGAUGCAUUUAUUCACGAAGUUCUUUGCGAUGGAGUUCCUCACGAAGUAGCAGAAUGGCUGUAUCAGGCCUGCGGAGGUACCAAACGGGGCAUUGCUUUCAAGGAUUUGCUAUGCGGCGUCGUAGUUCUUACAAAAGGAAAUAUAGAAGAAAAAAUUAAGUUCUUAUGGACUUUAUAUGUUAAUAAUCAGAGUGAGAAUGGUACAUAUAUUUAUAAAAAAGAUUUUGCGAGAGCAUUGCAUUUAGAAACUACUUCGUUACCCCAGACAAAUUUACCCAGAACUGGAGAGAUACUUACAAGUCUAUUUGGCACCGGGGAAAGGGUGACAUUUGAGCAGUUCAGGUCCUGGCUACUCAUUCAUAAAGAUGCUACAAUACUAUCCAAGUGGCUGUUGUAUGAUAGAGGGAACCAUGUCCAUGAUUUAGAAACUCCUACAUUUUAUCAAAGCUUAGCUGGAGUCACUCAUCUUGAGGAGAGAGAUAUAAUAGAGCUUGAAAAAUGCUUCUGGUCUCUACGUAACUCCACGACAACUGGCGAAUUAGAUGCAAAUAGUCUACAGUCCCUGUUGUCACCACCCCUUCCAAAAGCAGCAGUUACUGGCUUCUUCUUGGCCUUUGAUGAAAAUAAAGAUGGCCAUAUUGAUUUUAAAGAGUUAUGUUGUGGAUUGAGUGCAGCUUGCCGGGGACCACAGACUGAGAGGCUAAAAUUCUGCUUCAAAGUAUUCGACUUAGAUCGCGACGGAGUGCUCAACAAGAAAGAGUUGAUAGAUAUGGUGGGCGUCCUCUGUACAGUAGCCAAUGAAUCGAUAAAAAACCAAGGCUCGCGGGCCUCUACGCCUUCUGGAGAUUAUGAUGAGAAGGGCUUCGACCCGGAGACCAUUCUCCUGAACCUCAAAGAGAAGCUGGUGACAGUACCCAAGAAUGGAAAGAAGCCAAUGUUCCAGUUGGGUCCCACGUGCGAUGGGGAUAUUAUUAUGUUGGAUCAGGAAAAGGAUACCUCUAUGGAAGGUGGGUGUAUAGCAUCAGAUGUGGCGUUAGCUGGUGAAGACUUCCUCAUAUGGAGCGUGGAAAGUGCGCAGACGCUGGUGGGACCAUUCCUUGAACUCGUGUUUGAAUUGUGCCACAUCGUGCUGGGGUUACGGCCCCACUGCAAACACCACGAACGUGAUAUUGUUUUGGGUUGGCUUCGACGUGAGACCUGCAGAGGCCUCUCCGUGGGUCAGUUCUGGUACUUGGUAUCGGCCGAGUGGUGGAGCGCUUGGCUCCUCUACACCAGCGGACCGCCACAUUCCUGCUGCCGUAACACCCGUGCCAUCGACGACGCCAUCGUGUGUGACGAUAGCUUCACCACUAAUUCUACGGAGUCCAUGGGCUCCCUAAUGUGGCGAGCGGAGACGGCGUCCGUGUGCAGCGCGGGCAGCAGUAGCGGAGUCAGCAGCGCUCCUCCCCCUCCGCCUCACCGCGCUCAUCCGCAUCCCGGACACGUCGACAACUCCAGGCUGCUCGCUCCCAAUACUCUCAAGGUGCGCACGCUCACCGGCGAGGGCGGGCACUUGCGUCGCGACGUGACGCUGUCGCAGCACCGCGACUUCGAGCUGCUGCCGGACGCUCUCUGGCGCGCCGUGGCGCUUUGGUACGGAGGACCGGACCCCUUGCCCAGACAGGUGAUAAGGCCGGUAAACUCCGAUGUAGAAUUGGAGCUGUACCCGCUGCAGCUAAAGAUAUUGCGCCACGUGCCUCACUCGCAAAGAUCGACAGUGAGCAUGGGCGGCAUGGGCGCGGGCAGCAUCGGCGUGGGCGUGUACGGCCCGCCAGUCUCGCCCGCCCCGCCCGACAGGCACCUCGCCUACACCGCUGCCUUCUCCAGGCUGGCCACCGUCAGACAGGUGACAGAGUUCCUUUGCCAAGCGCUGGGAUUGGCACGCGAAGACGUCCGCCUGUGGUCUCUGUCGGGGGACGAAGGUUCCUUACUCUUGGACGACGAGAGACCGACCCUACAGGCCUUGGGGCUGGCGGAGAGGGCGCCUCUGUUGCUCGAGGUGCGCAACCCUGAUCUCACUUGGCCUGAGGAGAUUGGCGCUUUGAGUUCGUGUCGCGUGACCGAGCGGCGGGAGACCUUGACGGCUCCGGAGUUGCCCGGCGCCACGGGACUCCACAAUUUGGGGAACACUUGCUUCAUGAACGCGGCACUGCAGGCCGUGUGGAACACCGGUCCUCUGCGGCGCUACUUCAACUCGGGCCUGCAUCUGUACGAGGUGAACACUGCAAACCCUUUGGGGACGGGCGGGGCGCUGGCCGUCCGAUACGGAGAGCUCUGUAAAGAGGUGUGGAGCAGCGGAGCCCGUUCCGUGGCGCCUCUGCGCGUGCGCUGGUGCGUGUCCCGUUGGGCGCGGGCCCUGGCCGGAGGGGGACAGCACGACGCCCAGGAGCUGCUCGCCUGGCUUCUGGACGCCCUGCACGAGGACCUAAACAGAGCCACGGCCGCUCCCACUCCGGCCCCCACGCCCGACGCCACUCCCGCGCCUGAGAGGAGACCCGACGAGGCCAUCGCGGCCGAAGCAUGGCAGCAGUACGAGGAGAGGAACGCCUCCAUAAUGACCGACUUGUUUUACGGACAGCUCAAGUCUAGGGUUCGGUGCUCCGUGUGCGGUCGGGAGUCCGUGCGCUUCGACACCUUCAACAUGCUGAGCCUGCCUCUGCCCAUGGAGGCCUACGUGCGGGCCGAAGUCAAAGUUAUUCUAUUGGACGGCUCGGUACCCGUGAAGUACGGGAUGCGGAUAAACUCUGAAGGCACCUAUCUCGAUUUGAAGAAGUCUCUCUCGGAGCUGUGCGGUCUUCCGCCGGAAUCGAUGCUGCUGGUGCUGCUGGCCGGGAGUCGCAUCGGGCAGGUGCUGGAGGACGGCGGCAAGGUGAGCGCAGGUUCGGCCUGCGACAUCUACGCCUACGAGGUGCCUCCCGCGGCUCGAGCUCCCGCCGUGGACGCGCCUUUACUCGAGUCGAGCGCGGGCCCUUCGAGUGCGGAGGUGAGUGACGCGUCCCGUGCGGCGCCCUCCGGCCUCUGCAUGCCCGCACUCUUCUGCUUUAAGCGGUCGAGAUCGGAAAUUCUUAUGUCCCAGAGUCCGCCCGGUAUCGUUUACGGGGAGAGGCGGCCCAGCGAGUUGCGCAGUCGGACUCUGCCCCAACUCGGAGCUCCCGAGCUGCGGGACGGGCGCGAAACCCUGGGCGGCAAGUUUCCCUCCUCGCCGACCGAUAUGAACAAGAUGGGAGACGCGACCGAAGUCCCUUCGCAUACGCACUACCUUAUCGCGGUGCAUAGGAAGCAGUCCAGGUCGGAUGCGUACUUUUUACCCUGGCAGCGGAGUCGCGCAGCUCUGUUCGGCGUGCCCGUGGUGGUGGGCGUGCGGACGGGCGCGUGCGGUCGGGACGUGUACGCCGCGGUUUGGACGCAGCUCGCGCGACUCCUGUCCGCGCGACCGCCGGCCACGGACCGACAUAACCAUGCCACCGAUUGCGACGACAGCCUCGGCUACGAGUUCCCGUUCACGCUGCGCGUGGUGAACGCGGAAGGGGCGUGGUGCGCGCGCUGCGGCUGGCCCGCCCUCUGCCGCGGCUGCGCCCUGCCCUGCGACGACACACCCUUGAUGCUCGCUGACGUGCCCGCGGGCGUGAACGGGGAGACGCCCGCAGAGCGAUCGAGCCACGAGCGCACGUAUUGGAGCACCGCCGUCGACGAGAACAGCUCUCCCAUCGCGAGAGCCAAGCUUCACCGACAGGCCAGCGGCAGACUCGUCGCCAGACCUCACGAGGAGACGGAGAGCGAAGAGAACCCCUUCGAACUGAGCGGACGAGACUUCAGUCUUUUGGUCGGCGGCGGGAGGAGACACGUGAUGCUGGCCAUCGAUUGGGACCCCACCGCGCUGCAUCUGCGCUAUCAGACCACGCGAGAGAAGGCCUGCGCGGAGCACGCGUCGGUGGCGCAGUGCCGCGCGGCGGCCGGCAGCGCCGUGGACCUGGGAAGCUGCCUCGGCGCCUUCACCUCCGAGGAACGACUGGAGCAGCGCUACCAGUGCUCCAACUGCCGCACGGCGCAACCCGCCACCAAGAAGCUGCAGAUCUGGAGAGCCCCACCCGUGCUGAUCGUCCAUCUUAAGCGAUUCCAAUACGUCAACAACAAAUGGAUAAAGUCACAGAAAGUUGUAAAUUUUCCAUUCCACGAAUUCGAUCCAACGCCAUUCCUCGCGUCGGUGCCUCAGGAGACGAUCCUUCGACACAGGGAACUCGGUUUCAAGAGGAAAUCUUCUCUGCUGGUCGACGUCGAUGAUCCCAUUUCGGAGAGCGAGACCGAAGACGACAAAGAAGAGAGGGACAGAGGCAGAACGAGGUCCGAACGAAAGAAACGGGAACCGGUCGGCAGGAAGAGGUUAGAGUCGAGCAGCCUCAUGACAACGCCCGUGCUGGACGACAAUCUGGUGGACUACCACCGGCAUCACUUGGUGCCGGAACAGGAUCCCUUCGAUUUGAAGUAUAGGCUCUACGCCGUCGUGUCCCACACGGGCCAGCUGUCCGGCGGCCACUACGUGGCUUACGUCCGCCAUCCCAGCGGCACCUGGCUCUGCUACAACGACAGCUCGUGCCGCGAGCUGCCCCUGCCCCCCGGCGCCUCCUCGCCCCACGUGGACCCGGCCGCCGCCUAUCUCCUCUUCUACGAGAGGCACGGCCUCAACUACAACUCGUAUCUGCCGGACGUCGCCGAGCGACGACCCCUCGACGCCCCGGACGCGCUGGACCCUCAGGAGAACGAUCUGAGGAAGAUGUGUACGAUUGCAUAAUGGGAACUACACUGUGGACUUGUGCUUCGAUCAAAUUCAAAGGAUCCUCGGAUCCUUUUCAGAAUAAAUUUAAAAACAUAUUCCGAGGCCUAAACGUGUAUAAACGCUUAGCGGGUGAAAGUGUCCGGUGUCCGGUGUUCACUUCGAAGAAACCUGUUUCGUUUGUUAAAUUGUAGUCUGUGAUAAAUCCCAGUCGUGCAGCUAGAUGUCAAAAACCAAAUUUCAACAUUUCGACGUAGACGGACGUCGACGUCGGGGGAGUGUGCGAGGUGCCCCGCGUCAUUCCGCUCUCGCUUCGGGCUUAGCGCUGCUUUUACGAUUGUUUGUUUCGCUCGUGGCCUCCUCGAGAAUUUACUAAUGUUUCAAAUAAAUCAUUUAUAUAUUCAUAAUAACGGAAACUGCUCCCGACUAUUAUAAAUAAUGAAAAUAAGUUAAUGUAACUGUAAAAUGGAGAUAGUGACUUCUGUUUAUCUGUAUUCACCUAUACGUAAUAGUGAGGGCUAUUAGCGGUGCCAUUUAAUUGCUAAAUGCACGAUAAGUAUUAUAUUUUCGCAAAUUUUAUGAAUUGAACAAUUUAUUUAUAAGAACUAUCGAAACCCGUGUAUAUAAAUCCUCUGUUGGGUUUCUAUUAUAUUAUAAUUAUUAAUUAAUUUAGAAGGUACUCUAAGGCAUUAUUAUUCAAUUUUCAUUAUAUUAAACGUUGAAAUGCGAUACAUACGAUUCCUUAUCCGAAUUUAAUUUAUUAUCCUUGUGCAAUAAAAUUAUCAUUUUGUA